This is a messenger RNA of Nilaparvata lugens (brown planthopper), 5619 nucleotides long. It is a transcript of the gene pnt, whose product is annotated as protein C-ets-1. The record is from RefSeq and is a predicted model, not a curated record. The coding region runs from base 245 to 2104 and encodes 619 amino acids. Gene Ontology annotation, molecular function: sequence-specific DNA binding; DNA-binding transcription factor activity, RNA polymerase II-specific. The transcript is spliced from 11 exons. Gene Ontology annotation, biological process: cell differentiation; regulation of transcription by RNA polymerase II. Lineage: Eukaryota; Metazoa; Arthropoda; Insecta; Hemiptera; Delphacidae. Gene Ontology annotation, cellular component: nucleus.
CAGAUUUUGUUUCAUUCAUAAGUCGAGUGGAGCCAUCCGUUUGAACGCGAUCUGUGAUGCCCGUAGACUUGGACCGUAGUAGAGACCGCGCGUCGUUUGACUAACCUUUGUUGUGAUCAUGGUGCGUCCUCCCAUCUCCUCGAGGAUCACCCGCCAUUUACUAUUAUCAAUCGUUGAUCAAUCAGUGCAAAGUUGACCAGUACUCGAAAUCAGUGUGUGUGUGCGUGUGUGCCUGUGUGCGAUUAUGUGUAUAGUUUUCGACAGUUCCAAUAUGCAGCCACACACUACAGAUAACCAUCUACUAGAUCUGUCCAGCAAGAGCGGUGCGGGAUAUUCCACUGCAGCUCAGAAACCUCCCAACCUCGCUGUCAAGAAAACCAAAACUCUGAAAUUCUGUAUCGAAGAGAUGCACAUAAAACAGGAGAGGAUAGAUGAUGAAGGCUGUGGAGGAGGAAUGCAGAAAGUGCCUUCUCUCUCGGAUCUGUCCGAUCCAGAGAGUUCUCUCGUUUCCCCUCGGUCAAGAUUAUUGGCUGUUAAAGAUAUACCUACCCAGGUGCCUCCCCUUACGCCUGGCACUAAUAAUAAGAUGACAGAGGCCCUCAAGGCCUCUUUUGCAUCAUGGGGAAAGGAACAACUCAGACAUAACAUAGUCAAAGAUCCUCGGCAGUGGAGUGAGUCACAGGUGGCGCAUUGGCUGAGUUGGGCGGCGAGGGAGUUCUCGCUGCCGAUGCAUGAGUCGAUGCACCAGUUCUACAUCCGUGGAAAGGACAUCUGCGCAAUGGGCAAGGAGGCCUUCCUCGCCAGGGCGCCACCCUUCAUGGGCGACAUCCUCUGGGAGCACCUGGAAAUAUUACAGAAAGAAGUUGACAAGGAGAGGACAAGCCUGGAGAACGCUGCGGACGGUCUGUACGACUCAGUGUGUGUCCCCGAUCUCAGUGAAUACCUGGGUGGUUACAACAGUCAGCAAAAGUCACAAACCCCCUCCAGUCAACCAGGAACCCCUACACCGCCUUCUGCCCCCUACAUACCCAAUCCUGAUGGUGGCUACAGCCAGCUCAGGAGUCCCGUAUGUGACAGUCGAGAAGAUGCUUCUCCACCCCCCGCAACGGGUCUUCCCCCCGGACCACCUUUCCUACCUUUAAGGAAUCAUUCCUCAAUAUACCACCAUAUAAAAGAGAGUGGCUACACACAACAACUAGGCGAAUCAUCGUUGGGUGGUGGCGACGGAGGGGGUAGCGGCGGCGGUGGAGGGGGUGGCACCCCAGGCGAGGAGAACAGUUACAUCAGCACACAGAGCAACAACCCCUAUGAGACUGACUCUGAGUAUCACUCGCUCGACUCCAACCACCACCCCUCCGGCUACUUAGAAAGCUCACCCGAGUUCUACUCCACCUCAUUACCCCCUCCCACCCAUCAGAUGUUAGAUAUCAAGUAUCCUGCGCCGGUCCAGUACUCCAAGAGUUAUCCUAGAACAGGACGAUAUCCACACCACCAUGAAGUGUUCUCAGAAACGUACAACUCGCCGUACGACACGUUUCAGACGGUGCCGAACGGAGCGGGGGACGGAUGGGGCGGUGGAGGCGGCAGUGGUGAGCUUGGGGGCGGUGGCUCAGGCCCCCCGCACAUGACGCACCCCGCCUUCCUGCACUCGGGUCGCGAUGCGCUGCCUCCGCACCCCUAUCACUCGGGGGGACCUGACACCAAGCCCCUCCUGCAGCCCUCUAUGCUGCCUGGAUACUCCGGAUCUGGCCCCUGUUUCACGGGCUCCGGACCGAUCCAGCUGUGGCAGUUCCUGCUAGAGCUGUUGACCGACAAGACCUGCCAGAGCUUCAUCUCGUGGACGGGCGACGGCUGGGAGUUCAAGCUGACCGACCCUGACGAGGUGGCGCGACGCUGGGGCAUCCGCAAGAACAAACCCAAAAUGAACUACGAGAAGCUCAGCCGGGGUCUGCGCUACUACUACGAUAAGAACAUCAUCCACAAAACCGCCGGCAAGAGAUAUGUUUACCGAUUCGUCUGUGAUCUACAAGCGCUUCUUGGGUGCAGUCCAGAAGAGUUGCAUUCGAUAGUUGACCUGAAGCCAGACAAGAAGGACGACGAUUGAGCGAUUGACGACCGGUGCAGAGCGGUGCUAGAAGGAGUCGAUCAUCGAUUAUAAUCAAAACUUUUCUUCCGGAGGAGGCGAUUUCCUCCACGUUACUCCGACGCUGUGAUCCAAACUCUUUCUUCUUCUGGUAAAGCUUGAAAUUACUUGAAUCGAACCGGUGGCAAGCGUCUCAUCUCAUUCUCAAGAUCACUACUUACUUAGCGAAAAUAAUUCGUGUAGUGAACUCACGACAACAAACAACUUUCUUCAUCUCUGACAGAGAGAAUCUAUAGAAAACUGCAAAAGUGAUUCUGGAUAUUAUGAAGAAAGAAACAGUAACGAUGACUUCACCUGUCAAUCAAGUGCCUUUGUGUUGUAUUUGUAAAUAUAUACAUGAUGUAAAUAGCAUUGAAAAUAUAUAAAUAUAGAUAUAACUUGAGAUACGUUUUGAGAGACUUAUUGAACUUGAAACUAAUAAAAUAUAUUUUGUGAUUUUAUAUUAUAUUUAAGUACUGGAAUUUAUAUAUUAGCUUUUUUAUUAUUGUAAUUAGACGUGUUAUCUGUUUCUACAUUUUGGCCCAUACAUGUUUUGUAAACUACCAGAGCGUUGUUUAAACAUUUUAUAUAAUAAUGACAAGAUUCUUUGUUAUUUAUGUUAAGUAUAGUACAAUAUUCUGUUGAUUGAAGAACAAACAUUUCAAGUUCAGUUUUUAAAUAAUACAAAAUAUGAGCAUUGCUAUUCUCCCGUUAAAAUUAAAAAAAACUAUCAGCCUAUAGUUCUUCUCUCUUUUCUGUAUAGGGCUGCUUGUAAUUUAAAUAGAGAUGAAAAUCUCAGUACCUUUUUUGAAUUAUUUUAUCAAAAAAAAUAGUAUGGUGAUGAAAUAAUUCAAAAAAGGGUACUGCGUUUUUAUUUCUAUUUAUAUUAUAGUUCUAUAUUUUUGGGAAAUUACAAGAAUAGUAGCAAUAUUACUGUAGUUUUACAUUCUCUAGAAAUCAGUAGUAACAAAUUUACUCUACUUUCUGUGAUUGAAACAUGCUUUGACGAAAGAAACAAUCCGUUUAAAUUCGAAAUUUUACUAGCUUAUACAUUUUUAUUUCAAUGUGCUACUGUCACUGAAUAAUACAUCAACUUCCAGCAUAGAAAAAUCAUAAACAUUGAGGCUAGAGAAAUGAAGGUAAGGAAGUUAGAAGAUUAAAUUAAAGCUUAGUGAAAAUUUAAAGUCAAUGAAUCAGUACAUCAGUUCCGUUUAACAAAUAUGAAAUCUGCAUUUAAAAAAGUGUGUUGACAAUAAAUUCAUUCAAAAUCAAUCUAUUUAGGAUUUGAUUUGAUUACAUUCCAAAUAAACCAUGUUGUACAUAAUCAUGAUCAUAGAAUUUAACAACCUGUUUAUUUUUCAGAUAGAAAACUAGAUACGUUGUUACCUGAUCUGAUUAUGUUGUCCCAUUUGAAUACAACCUUCCUACUUUUUUUCUUUUAGAGACUAGGAAGGUUGAAUUUUGUUGUUAUUGGACUCAGAUAUUCAAGUCGAUUCACUAACAGCUUGUACCUAAUUUCCUCCAUCCAUAUCUUCAUUUCAAACGAUUAUCAUACAGUUAUAAAUUAUUAUUUUCAUUUAUUUCAAAUGAUAAAGCUUCAAUCUUCGCCUGUAUGAUUCUGGAAAUUGAUAAAAAACUUAUAUUAUCUUCAUCAUAUAUCAUUUUAUAAAUAUCUUAUUACUGUAUUUUUAUGUUAUUUCAUGUUACAUUUUAAUGAUUUUUUAAUUAAUAUUUAUAAUACGGUAUUGAAAAGCAUACAGGUUCAUUACCGGUAGCGUUAUUGAGAUUAGCUCUGUCUCUAUGCGUUAAUCCAUGGAAUAAAUUGAAAGUACUCUUCGUUCUUCCAUGUUUUUAUCUUAUUUCAUCUACAAUAGAAAUUUUCGGUUGAGCUCUCUCUCUUUUAAUAAAUGGACAAACUCUUUUAUUGGUCCACCUCGCUUUUGAUCUCAUUUCAAUAUUAUUUGUUGUCAUGUCAUUUGAAACGAUCAUUAAUAAUGGCGAUACCUCAUACUAUUUUAUUAUUGGGUUCGAAAAUAUAAUUUUUAGAUUCACUUGAGAUUCAAUUCAAAUAUCUAGAUACCGCUUAGUUGAACAUACCUACUUUUUGGACUAGGUAGUGUAUGAAUCAAAAUUCGAGGAAGGAACAGUUUUGGGUUGUUCCUUUUAGUCUUCAUUCUAAUUUGUGUAUCAUUGAAUAAAUAAAUAAAAUGUGAAUAAGAAAUCAAGUUUCUUGUUUGAUAAAGUAGACUAUAAUAGAAGAAAUGAAAAAUGAUACAGCUCAUUAAACUUUCCACCUUUGUAAUUUCUCACCCUCGAAUGCAAUGGUGAAUCAAAAAUAUGGUUUUAGAUGAAGUGCAAAUGCAAUUUGUUUUUAUAAUUUACAAAUGCAUUGUUGUUUGCUUUCAAAUAUACUGUAUAAUAUCAAUUAAAGAAUUAUGUAAUGCUUGUAAACCCAUCAUCAACGUAGAAAGUGACAAAAACCAGAUAAGGUAAAAGAAAGAGAAUAAUAUUCAAAGAGAACAAAAUGUUCCAAUACCGUACGAAAUAGUAGCAUCCACCCAAUUUAGCAACUAUCAAAUCUCUACUCUCUUAUUCUCACUUCUAAAAUACAAUUGAUUUUCAAAUAUAAUUAUCCCGUUGCUUAUUUUGAUAUUAUUGGUUGAUGGAAAGAGAAUUUUUUCCUCAUAAUUAAUCAUCAUCUGAUAUUAUUUACAAGAGUUAAAACUCAUAAUAUAUCCACACAUUUUUUUCUAAAUACCGUAGUUUUUUGAACAAUAAAAUGAGCAGUCCGUUAGCUAAUCUGAUUACUUCCCCAUUCUCAUUUCUACAGAGAAUCAAUAGUUGAUUAAAUAAUAAUAAUUUAAUGAGUUAAUUCUAUUGGAUUGAAAUGGGAAUGCAAACAGUAAAACUAUCACAAAUGAUACCAAGAUUGAUAUUGUUGAAUUUUUUUUUAGUAUUUCAAGAAAUGAUAAUUACACUUCUUCCUUUAUCAGAGCUGUGAAUUAUUACAUUUGAAUUGUUUUUCGCGAUAGAAAGCUUUAGUUAAAAAAUGAAUUAAAAUUGACCAUUUUCAGAUAUCUAUAUUCUUUGAAGGGUUUAGAUGUAUCAUAAUAUGUAUGAGAAAUUGAACUCUUCAAUCCCUAGUACUAAUAAUUCAUUAUUGCUUGUCAAUAAUUUUUAUUAGAUUGUACUUUUUAAAAUUUUGACACCAAAGGAUUGAUAAUUAUUGUGUUUGUAAAGCAGUACCUAUGUUAUUGAUAAUUAUUAUUGAAAUAUUUUGUCUAGUAGCUGAAUAAUAUUCCAAAUAUUAUUCUGCAACUUACAGCAUAGGUAUCGUUAUUUGAUUCUGUAAAUAGUUGGAAUUAACACCUUUAAUGAAGGUGACCUAUUGUUACAAAGAAAAUAAAAAACAUUGUGAAUAAUUUUUGAUUACAUUUGUCGAUUCUCAUUGAAUUCAUGUAAUUUCGAAUAAAUAAAGAAUUAUGACGUUUUGUAAA